AUGCCAGCACUAACCCCCUGCCUAGAAAAAUCUGUGACAGUUCAUCUCGAAGUUCAUUGGCUGGCAGUUUACUCUAGUGACUGUUCACCCAAUCAGAGGCUGAGGAAGUGCCACAUUUCCCUGCCCCCAUCCUCCUCCUCCUCCUCUGAAGUGGCUUUUGGGAUCCAGUCAGACCAACUGAGUGACAAAAAAAUGCAGAAUUUUUCAGCUGCCUCGUCGUUGGAGGAGUUCAGCAAGACCAGGAGACAAAAGGGAGACAAUUAUGUCACAGCCCCAUUUGACCCACGCUUCCCAAAUGCCAACCAGACCCGCAACUGCUACCAGAAUUACUUGGACUACUACCGCUGCACCAAGAUCCUGUCAGCCAAAGGCAAGGACCCCAAGCUGUGUGAGUGGUACCGCAGGGUUUUCACAUCCCUGUGUCCUGUUUCCUGGGUGAGUCGCUGGGAUGAUCAGCGAGCAGAUGGAACUUUUCCUGGCAAGAUAUGAGCUUCUACUUUGGCUUACAUGAAAAGACCCCCCGCACAGCUUUUCCAGCCCAUCCCAAGUCAGCCAGAUCCAUUGCUGGAUACUUCAGCAGGUGUAACUUUGAAUUAUUCAGUUGUUGUGUGUUUACAAAUUGCAGGGCGGGGAAGUUAAUUCUUUCUAAAAAGGAAAAUGUUUCCUAAUAAAUUUUUCCUGGAAACAGAAA
Molecule: messenger RNA, 691 nt
Organism: Heteronotia binoei (common prickly gecko)
Lineage: Eukaryota; Metazoa; Chordata; Lepidosauria; Squamata; Gekkonidae
Product: cytochrome c oxidase subunit 6B1
Exons: 4
Coding region: 1-489 (162 amino acids)
Cellular component (GO): respiratory chain complex IV; mitochondrion
Source: RefSeq, a predicted model, not a curated record